Molecule: messenger RNA, 1872 nt
Organism: Cyclopterus lumpus (lumpfish)
Lineage: Eukaryota; Metazoa; Chordata; Actinopteri; Perciformes; Cyclopteridae
Product: cyclic nucleotide-gated cation channel alpha-3-like
Exons: 4
Coding region: 123-1673 (516 amino acids)
Biological process (GO): monoatomic cation transmembrane transport
Cellular component (GO): intracellular cyclic nucleotide activated cation channel complex; plasma membrane
Molecular function (GO): protein-containing complex binding; intracellularly cGMP-activated cation channel activity; intracellularly cAMP-activated cation channel activity
Source: RefSeq, a predicted model, not a curated record
GGAGAGGAUCAACAUAGUGAUGUCCCCUGCCUCUGUUUCUGGACACUCACAGGAAAAAAGAUGGCAAGACAGAGGAACCCAAAAAGGAUGACAAAAAAGAAGAACCAAAGGAGGUGUGGAUCAUGGACCCCGCCACAGAUACGUACUAUUACUGGCUGUGCACAAUAUCCAUCCCAGUGUUCUACAACCUGAUGCUCCUGGUGGCCAGGUCUUGUUUUAAUGAACUGCAGUUUGGAAACCUAACACUGUGGCUGGUUUUGGACUACACCUCAGAUGUCCUCUACUGCAUGGACACCUUUGUGAGAGCCAGGACAGGGUUUCUGGAGCAGGGUCUUCUUGUAAAGGAUGCAAAGGUCCUGAAAGAAAAGUACAUGAAGACACGGCAGUUCAGAUUAGACGUCAUAUCAGUUAUUCCCACAGAUAUUGUAUUCCUCAAAAUUGGAAUCGACAACCCAGAGUGGAGGUUCAACCGUCUCUUUAAGUUAGCCCGACUCUUUGAGUUCUUUGACCGGACGGAAACACGAACGAAUUUCCCCAACAUCUUCCGAAUUUCUAAUCUCGUGCUUUACAUCAUCAUCAUUAUCCACUGGAACGCUUGUCUCUACUUUGCCAUCUCCAAGGUGCUCGGCUUUGGCUCAGACACCUGGGUAUAUCCAAGCGUAGAUAAUCCAGAGUUUGCUCGCCUGGCCAGGCAGUACAUCUACUGCUUUUACUGGUCCACUCUUACCCUGACCACUAUUGGUGAGACACCACCCCCAGUCCGAGACGUUGAAUACUUCUUUGUAGUAGUGGACUUCCUUACUGGGGUUCUAAUCUUUGCUACAAUUGUAGGCAAUGUCGGUGCCAUGAUAUCCAACAUGAGUGCUGCACGAGUAGAGUUCCAGUCUAAGAUUGACUCUAUAAAGCAAUACAUGCAAUUUCGGAAGGUCACGAAAGAUCUGGAGGUAAGAGUGGUGAAGUGGUUCGACUACCUGUGGACAGAGGAGAAAACCUGUGACGAGAAGCAGGUGCUGAAGAACCUGCCAGACAAGCUCAAGGCGGAGAUAGCCAUCAACGUACAUCUGGAGACAUUGAGGAAAGUGCGGAUCUUUCAAGACUGUGAGGCAGGUUUGCUCAUUGAGUUGGUCCUUAAACUUCAGCCUCAAGUGUUCAGUCCUGGAGACUACAUCUGUAAGAAGGGGGACAUUGGCAGGGAAAUGUAUAUCAUCAAAGGAGGAAAGCUGGCUGUAGUCGCAGAUGAUGGGGUCACGCAGUUUGUGGUCCUCAGCGACGGGGCCUACUUUGGAGAAAUCAGCAUCCUCGGUAUCAAGGGCAGUAAGGCAGGAAACCGAAGGACAGCCAACAUCCGAAGCGUGGGUUACUCGGAUCUGUUCGCCCUGUCCAAAGACGAUCUGAUGGAGGCUCUCAUUGAGUACCCCGAUGCUAAGAAUGUGCUGGAGGAGAAGGGGAAGUCUAUCCUGAUGAAAGAUAAUCUCAUAGACGAGUCACUGGUAGCUGUUACUGACGCCAAAGACUUGGAGAACCAAGUCAAUAAGGUUGAAGCCAGUUUGGAGGUCAUGACGGCCAAAUUUAGAAAGUUGACAGCCCAGUAUGAAUCUUCCCAGCGUAAACUCAAACAACGGCUCUGUAAUAUGUCGAACCAGGUCCGAACCCUCGGAGGAGACAAUGAGUAGAUCUUGUCUAUUGUAGGAAGGACUCUUUGUUCACACCACAUGAGCAGCAGCUCUUAAACAGCAUGAGCCUUGAAAGUUGACCUUUCUCAUAACACAGACAUUCAGAUGGCCAGGUAACACAAUACCUAACUGAAUUCUGUUCCUCCUGAAUAUCCAAAAGCUGCCUGGUACCACAAUAGGGUAUGGCAUACCUGGUCAC